Molecule: messenger RNA, 1665 nt
Organism: Merops nubicus (carmine bee-eater)
Lineage: Eukaryota; Metazoa; Chordata; Aves; Coraciiformes; Meropidae
Exons: 14
Source: RefSeq, a predicted model, not a curated record
AUGGGGCCAUCAAAAGGAGGCAAGGAAGAGCAGGGCAUAAUCCUGAUCAGUGAUGACGAAGCUGAGAGCACCCUUGGGAGCUCAGUUCUGUUAGUGGACUCACUGGGUAAGCUCCCAUCUUGUUGUCAAUGAAAGAAAUCUGAAGAAGUUGUGGAUGAGGAAUGUGAACUGGUGGUUACUUUUUGUAAACAAGCCAACGUGAUGCCUCACGCCAGAUACGACUGUACAAUACACCCCUUUGAGAGGAUGGAAUGUGAUACGUGCUCCCCCCUUGGGAAAAAUGCUGAUAUUUGUAAUCAGUGCUACUGCUACAUUUGUGACAAACUAGCCUCUGAGUGCCAGAUGUGGACGACCCCUUCCCUCUGCCACUGCAAUGCACACAACAAGAGCAAGUUCUGGAAGGACCAGCGUGACUUUGCCUUGGCUGGAGUCCUUGUCAUGUUCAAUUUGGAGCUCACAGACAUAGACUCAGACCUUCGACACGGUGGGAGUCUUCUAAUAAAAUUUAUCCAGGAGCUUUCUGUGGAAUACAAUAAGUAUCUGGCUGGAGAAAAAAUGCCUCCCACAAAGCAUGAAUGCUUCUGCCUCCCAAAACUGCCUCCUGGGCAGUGCAACGUCUGCAGGUCACGCAACACAGAGGUGGUGUACAAGUAUUCUGGAGUUUUUGCCCUGGUGACAAGAUUUUUAGAUCAGGCAGAAAAAGAAAGUCCUAAAGCUGCUGCUGUCAUGCUUCUGGGAGCAGCUAAAGAGAUAGCACUUCAUAAAGACCCUGCUUUGAGCUGGCAGAACCUUGGUCACACUGCUUCACUAAAGAUUGCUGUCCCUUGUCUCCUGCAGAGGAUCACAACACAGCUUCAGAAGAUGUUGGUGUUGUGUGACUUUCCCAAAACCCUGUAUGAAAAGUUUGUUCAUUUCUUUCAGUCCAUCUCACUUCCCUGUCACUGUUUUGGCUUCUCAAAUAGCUUAAAUGUUGUGCCCUGGGACCAUGUAUUACUGACCACUGUUUUGAAAGGCCAGAACAUCACUGGUCGAAGAACACAGAAAGGAAGGAAAGUAUUUCUGUGGGAAACACUCCCUGUGAUUGAGGCUCGAGUGGAGAAACUGGUAGACAAAAAGAACUAUAAAGAAGUUGUUCGCUACCUGAGGGCUGUGAAAUGCAACGACACCAAAGGCUUGAGAGACCUUCGAGACAAAAUCCCCUUCUAUUUGUGUAAGACUGGAGACUUCCUGGACGCUGCCCACUCGCUGCUGUUCCCUGUCAACAGCCUGGCGUGCUGCACCGCCUGCCGCAUCACCCCCCUCCACUUCGAGCUCUACCUGAAGAUGUUCAGGACAGGCAGCGUGCCCACUGGGAAGGAUUUGCUGGACUCUGGGCCCUGGGUGGCAGUUGGGUCUCCCUUGAAAGAUAGUGUCCUAGUCAAGCAGGCCCUCAAACUCCUUUACAGCAACAUGUUACUCUACAGGAAUCCUAAAUGCUGGAGUUCCCUCAUCAUGAUCUUGGGUAGUAGCCAUUUGCUGGAGAAAAGUGGGCACCUCCAUCCCUUAGCCAUGAAAGAGCCACCCCUUGACUUCCAAAAGGGGGUGCUUGCUGCCAGUCGUGUCCUCCUGGAGGAACUGAAGGCACACAUUAAUGUCUCUCUGCCACCAGCCAUUUUCUCUCCUCAG